CAGCCUAUGAAGCUGAUCAGAACUGUCAUGAUAUAUCAUUUCUUGGGCCUUUUGAGCAGUUGAAAAAAACACUGGGCCUAAAUGUAAAACCCAUGAAUUAACUAGGGGUAUUUACGGGAAUCUCUCUUUUUUUAAAAAAAUUAGGGUUAGACUAGAGCAUGCAGCUCACAUAUAGAAUCCAAUUAGAAGGGCAGCCACCAUUUUCGUUUUCUCUUGAGAAGAAGAAGAAGGAAGAAAAUGCCGAAGCAAAUCCAUGAAAUCAAGGAUUUCCUUCUUACAGCAAGAAGGAAGGAUGCACGUUCUGUCAAGAUCAAGAGAAGCAAAGAUGUGGUGAAAUUCAAGGUUCGCUGCUCCAAAUAUCUGUACACUCUCUGUGUUUUUGACUCUGAGAAGGCUGAUAAGUUGAAGCAAUCUCUCCCACCAGGUUUGAGUGUUCAGGAUCUGUGAAGAAACAAACAACAAACUUGAGUUGCUUUUUGGCGUUAUGAUGAGAAGUCAAACGGAUCUUAUAUAUUUUGCUCUUUUUCUUGCUGUCUUUAUCUUUAGUUACGAUUAAGAUACCAUGCUACUUGUGGAGAUCUUUGCUUAUGUAACUCGUGGGCAUGAAUUUGUAGUCAGACUUGAGUUGUUGAUUGGUUUAGUUUGAUUCAAUGACAAUUUCAACUUGUGCUUUGGCUAUUA
Molecule: messenger RNA, 681 nt
Organism: Ricinus communis (castor bean)
Lineage: Eukaryota; Viridiplantae; Streptophyta; Magnoliopsida; Malpighiales; Euphorbiaceae
Product: 60S ribosomal protein L38
Exons: 3
Coding region: 238-447 (69 amino acids)
Biological process (GO): translation; protein-RNA complex assembly
Cellular component (GO): cytosolic large ribosomal subunit; ribosome
Molecular function (GO): structural constituent of ribosome
Source: RefSeq, a predicted model, not a curated record